This is a messenger RNA of Eublepharis macularius, 1762 nucleotides long. It is a transcript of the gene C11H10orf67, whose product is annotated as chromosome 11 C10orf67 homolog. The transcript has 17 exons. The record is from RefSeq and is a predicted model, not a curated record. Bases 1 to 1716 code for a protein of 571 amino acids. Lineage: Eukaryota; Metazoa; Chordata; Lepidosauria; Squamata; Eublepharidae.
AUGGCACUCGGGAAGAAGAGCGCGAUGUCCAAGGCGGCUCUCCUCCCCAGAGAGCAAGGCAUGGGCCCCACGGAGCGAGCGCGGGCCGUGUUAGCCACGCGCAAGCUGAGCAUCUCCCCGCACAUCCUCGAGCUCCUGACGCUGCCCUGCUUAGAUGACCUGGAGGCUGAUCACCGGCCUUCAAUUUCAGAAGACCUAAAAAUAGGUUAUGCUAUCUCAGACUGCGCCACUCAGACAGAUGGAAGUGAAAUAACAGAUGUGAAAGAGUUUACAGUAACAACAAAGACUUUGAUAGAGUUCACAAACUCGCUGUAUGAUGACUUUAUGAUGUAUAAAAAUCUCCUUAAAACUCAAUAUGAAGACAAAAUAAAGGAGCAUGCAUUCAGGCUCUGGGAAGAAAUAAACAACAGACUGGAAUACGUUGAGAUGUCCUAUAAGCAGAAGGAAGUCAAAAUGAGACAAAGCUAUCAGCAACAAUUGUGUGACGCGCUUGCAAUUCUCAGAAUAAACUAUUCACGCUAUUUCCCUGUCAGCAAAGGUCUGCCUGGAGAAGAGGAGGAAUCGUUAGCCACACGGUUUGAGAGGCUGAGAGAGAACCUUGAAGAGAAGGAUUUUAUCAUUGCAAGCUUAGAAAUAGAAAUAGCAGCCUGUAAUGCAAGGGAAAGUAAGAAGGUUCCACAUGAGGAAGAGAAUGAAUUUGAGAAAGAAUUCCUUCAGCAAGAAAACAAGGAGCUAAAAGAACAAAUUGCUUUCUUGAAUAAAAAGGUUGCACGCCUUCAAGAAGCUCUGAAACGCAAAGAGAGAGAACAUCUUGAAUCGGAUACUGAAAAUAAACAAUUGCAGGACAAAAGAGAAAGAGAUCUGAAGACAAUUGAAAAGCUAAUGAACACGCAGGAAAUUCUGAAGCUGGAAGUUGAGAGAGAGAAGCAGCGAGUUCAGUCGAAAGCUCGGGAAGCGAAAGAAGCACAAGACGUUGCAGCGAAAAUAGCUGACAGUGCAGCAAAAUCUGAGGCAGAAGCUGCAGCUGCAGCAAAGGCACAAGCAGACCAACAAUCUAAAAAAGAAAAGAAGACAGCAAAAGAGCUCAGAGAAGCAGCAGCGAGGGAAGCAGCGGCUAGAGAAGCGGCUGAGAAAGAAGCGGCUGAGAGAAAAGAAGCUGCAACAACAGAAGCAGCCGAACUAGAAGUUUUGUUUGGAUCUCAACAGGAUUUGUUGGCAAGUCUCUAUCAGAGUGACAAGGAUGCUGCGAGGAAAGCAUUACUCACUGAGGUAACGCGGCUUAAACAAUCCGAACGUAAAGCAAGGCGCUACACAGAGAGACUGGAACUAGAACUUUAUCAAUUGAAUCGAUCCUGGGAAUUGAAGUUUCAAAUCCUAAAGAGAAGCUUACAUGCCAUUAAGGAUGAGAUGUUUCUUAGACAAUCAUUGCGUCAGUCAGCAAGAUUUAGACACCCAACACUUGCAGAUCGGACUGCUGCUCCUCUUUUUAUACAGCAUCCUCUAGAGAAAAAGGGUCCAAGUUCUUUAUAUAUACAGUAUCCACCUCUGCCGAAGAUAUCUUCUCGGGAAGGUAUAGAGAUGAAUGAAGAGGCCUCAGAGGGUGCAAAAACUCCAGUUACAGUAGAAAUUCCCAGCGUCUAUGAGGGUGCUUCAGAGUCUGAUGAAGAAGUGGAGGAGCUGCCUCUCCCACCAUCACCGCUUUCUUCCAUACCAUGAUAGUAGGGCAGAGCCACCGGUGGAGAAAAAGAGAGCGAGAGUGGUG